This is a messenger RNA of Chaetura pelagica (chimney swift), 1443 nucleotides long. Its product is annotated as 5-hydroxytryptamine receptor 3A-like. The transcript has 9 exons. Gene Ontology annotation, molecular function: neurotransmitter receptor activity; extracellular ligand-gated monoatomic ion channel activity; transmembrane signaling receptor activity. The coding region runs from base 1 to 1443 and encodes 480 amino acids. The record is from RefSeq and is a predicted model, not a curated record. Gene Ontology annotation, biological process: monoatomic ion transmembrane transport; signal transduction; chemical synaptic transmission. Lineage: Eukaryota; Metazoa; Chordata; Aves; Apodiformes; Apodidae. Gene Ontology annotation, cellular component: postsynaptic membrane; synapse; neuron projection.
AUGGUGCCCAUGCCUUUUGGGGUGCUCCUGGCCCUGCUGCCACUUGCUGGGACUCUGCAGAACUCAGGUACCCGAGGUGGGAGCCAGACCCCGGAGCCUGCUGAGCCCGCCCUGCGCCGCCUGUCCCACCACCUGCUGGCACACUACCAGAAGGGCACCCGCCCCGUGCGGGACUGGCGAACGACCACCAACGUGUCCAUCGACCUCAUGGUCUACGCCAUCCUCAGCGUGGAUGAGAAGAACCAGGUGCUGACUACCUACAUCUGGUACAGGCAGCACUGGACAGAUGAGUUCCUCAGGUGGGACCCAGCGCACUUUGACAACCUGAUGCAGAUCUCCCUCCCUGCUGAGAGCAUCUGGGUGCCCGACAUCCUCAUCAAUGAGUUUGUGGACGUCGGAAGGUCCCCCCGUGUUCCCUACGUCUACGUUGGCCACCACGGGGAGGUGCAGAACCUAAAACCCAUCCAAGUGAUGACUGCCUGCAGCCUGGAUAUCUACAACUUCCCUUUCGACGUCCAGAACUGCUCACUCACCUUCACCAGCUGGCUGCACCACGUCCAUGACAUCAACCUCUCGCUAUGGAGGCAGCCGGAGCUGGUCAAGUUUGACCGGAGUGUCUUCAUGAACCAGGGCGAGUGGGAGCUGCUCUAUGUCCUCAGUCACUUCCAGGAGUUCAGCGUCAAGAGCAGUGACAGCUAUGCUGAGAUGAAGUUCUAUGUAGUCAUCCGGAGACGCCCUCUCUUCUACACCGUAAGCCUGCUGCUCCCCAGUAUCUUCCUGAUGGUCAUGGACAUCGUGGGCUUCUAUCUGCCUCCCAACAGUGGUGAGAGGGUCUCUUUCAAGAUCACCCUCCUGCUGGGCUACUCAGUUUUCCUCAUAAUUGUAUCUGACACGCUGCCCGCUACAGCUGUCGGCACCCCCUUGAUAGGCAUCUACUUUGUGGUGUGCAUGGCACUGCUGGUGAUCAGCCUGACAGAGACCAUCCUCAUUGUGCGCCUGGUGCACAAGCAGGAUCUGCAGCCCCAGGUCCCCCACUGGGUGAAGCACCUGCUGCUGGAACGAGCCACUGUCCUUCUCUGUAUCCGGGACAGAAAGAAACUGAGCCAGAGCAGGACGCAGAGCUUGGACAUCACCAGGCAGGUGGAGAACACCGACAGCACAGCCAAGCUGAACCCCUACAGCUGUGAGGACCCUCGGGAGUCUGAGGCGGCGGAGGGUGUGAGGCCCACAUCAGAGGGCUCCCUGCUGGCACAUGGCAUCCUGCGCGAGGUCACCGCCAUCCGCCAGUUCCUGGAGAAGCGUGAGGAGUUCCGUGACGUCGCCCGUGAGUGGCUGCAAGUGGGCUAUGUCUUGGAUGUCCUGCUCUUCCGGGCCUACAUGGUGGCUGUCCUGGCCUACAGCAUCACGCUGGGUACCCUCUGGUCGGUGUGGCGAGAUGCCUGA